AUGGUUUUUGAUAUGGACAAGAGUAUUUAUACAUUCUUAACUAUACACCGUUGGGAGUCCCUUAAUCGCAUGAAUUAUAGGUUAGGUUCUCUUAGACCUGUUCAUGGAAUGUUAGCUUCGAAAUUCCUCAAUUGGGUCAUCAAACAACCUAAUUUGGAGCUCAAUCAUUUAACUCAUAUCAUUUCCACUACUACCCAUAUCCUUGUUAGAGCUAGAAUGUACACUUUUGCCAAAACAACAUUGAAACACAUGUUGCAUAUGCCUAUUGGUUUCGAAAAUGUUUUUCGUGCUUUGAUGGAGACAUACCCUUUUUGUCAUUCAAAUCCUGCUGUUUUUGACCUACUCAUUAGGGUUUGUUUAAGGGAGAACAUGAUUGGAGAUGCUGUGAAGACUUUUCACUUGAUGGGUUCUCGAGGGUUCAACCCGUCUGUCUACACUUGUAACAUGGUGCUAGGUUCAUUGGUGAAGGAGAAGGACCAGAAAGUUGAUUUCUUUUGGUCAUUUUUCAAAGAAAUGCUUGCUAACGGGGUUUCUCCUAAUGUUGCCACGUUCAAUAUAUUGUUGAAUGCUUUGUGUGGACGUAGCAAGUUUAAAAGUGCGGCGUUUCUCUUGAGGAAAAUGGAAGAGACCGGUCAUUUUCCAACUGCGGUCACUUAUAAUACUUUGCUUAAUUGGUAUUGUAAGAAAGGAAGGUAUGAGGAAGCUUCUGAGCUUAUUGACUCCAUGCUAUCUAAGGGUAUUUCGGCCGAUGUUUGUACGUAUAAUAUGUUGAUAGAUAAUUUGUGCAGAAAAGGUAGGAGUGCGAAAGGUUAUUUAAUAUUGAAAAGGAUGAGGAAGAGUAUGGUGUAUCCUAAUGUGAUCACAUAUAAUACUCUUAUUAAUGGAUUUGUUAAGGAGGGGAAGAUUGGAGUUGCUACAAAAGUUUUUGAUGAGAUAUUGUCAUGCGACUUGUCACCAAACAAUAUUACUUACAAUACUUUGAUUUUCGGUCACUGUAGCAUUGGCAACAUUGAUGAAGCCUUGAGACUUUUUGAUGUGAUGGUUUCACAUGGUUUGAGACCUAACGAAGUGACUUACGGGGUUCUUUUAAAUGGGAUAUCCAAGCAUGCUGAAUUUAGAUUGGUUUCCAGUAUUCUUGAGAGAAUGAGGAUGAAUGGUGUGAUAGUUAGUCAUAUUAGUUAUACGACAAUGAUCGAUGGAUUGUGUAAGAACGGCCUGCUUGAAGAAGCUGUACAGUUGCUGGAGGAUAUGCUAAAAGUUUCUGUCAAUCCCGAUGUUGUUACAUUUUCGGUACUCAUUAAUGGGUUUCUUAGGGCAGGGAAGAUAAAUAAUGCAAAGGAGAUAAUGUGUAAAAUGUACAAAGCGGGACUUGCGCCAAACAACACUUUGUAUUCAACAUUGAUCUACAACUACUGCAAGAUGGGAAACCUAAACGAGGCGUUAAAUGCUUAUGCAGUUAUGAACCACAGUGGUCAUGUUUCAGAUCACUUUACAUGUAAUGCGUUGGUUGCCACAUUUUGUAGAUCCAAAAGACUUGAAGAAGCCGAGUAUUUUAUGGACCACAUGAGCAGGAUGGGUCUUGAUCCUGACUCUGUUACUUUUGAUUGCAUUAUAGAUAGUUAUGGAAAUUCUGGUGACGCGUUAAAAGCGUUCGCUAUGUUUGAUAAAAUGAAUAGUCUAGGCCAUUUACCAAGUCAGUUCACGCACGAGGGUCUAUUGAAAGGACUUCUUAUUGGCGGACAUAUUAAUGAAGCCAAAAUAUAUCUGCGUAGACUUACUAACAUUCCUUAUGCCAUUGGUAGUCUUUUCUACAACUCGAUGCUUACUUUAACAUCAAGAUCAGGAAAUUUAUCGAAUGCAGUUACCCUUCUCGAUGAGAUGGUUAUGAAUAAUUUUGUGCCUGACGGCUUUACGUACACCAGUCUUAUUGCAGGACUAUGCAGGAAGGGUAAAAUGGUCCCUGCACUUCUUUUGUCUGGAAGGGCAAUUGAAAAAGGAUUAUUAUCUCCAAAUCCUGCUAUGUACACUAGUUUAGUUGAUGGUCUUCUUAAGGAAGGACAUUCAAAAGUUGCUUUAUAUAUAUUUGAAGAUAUGUUGAACAAAGGUGUUCUCCCUGAUACUAUUGCAUUCAAUGUUCUCUUGGAUCGAUACUCACGGAAGGGAGAAAUGUCGAAGGUAAAUGAUAUCCUUUCAACAAUGAGGAGUAGAAGUCUAAGCUUCAACUUGGCUACUUACAACAUUCUCUUGCAUGGAUAUUCAAAGAGGCAUGACAUGACAAGAUGUUGUCAGUUAUACAAUAAGAUGGUCGGACAUGGUUGUGCGCCUGAUAAGUUAACAUGGCACUCUCUUAUUCUUGGAUAUUCUAAAUCUGGAUCAUUAGACGUCGCUGUAAAAAUUCUAAGAAAGAUAACAGUUGAAGGUUUCAAAGCUGAUUGUUUUACGUUAAACGUGCUUGUUAAUAAGUUCUGUGAACAAAAUGAGAUAAAAACGGCAUGCAAUCUGGUAAAACAAAUGAGUAUGUUAGGAGUUACUCCUAAUGUUGAUACAUACAAUGCUCUUUUUAAUGGAUUUAUUAGAACUUGUGCUUUUGAUGAAGCUCAUUGUAUUUUGCAUGCCUUGUUGGAAAAUAGUUAUGCUCCUACAUGUAAACAAUUUACCUCGUUAAUUAAGGGCAUGUGUAGAAUGGGAAAUAUAAAAGGAGCAAUGGAGCUGCAAGAUGAGAUGAAAAUACUCGGGAGCGGCUCCCAAGGUGUUGCUAUGAGUGCUAUUAUUAGAGGGCUUGCACGUUCAAAGAAAACUGACAAUGCUGUUCACGUUCUUGAUAUCAUGCUUGAGAUGCGAAUCAUUCCAACUGUUGCUACUUUCACGACAUUAAUGCACACCUAUUUCAAAGAAGCUAAUGUUGCCAAGGCAUUGGAAUUGAGGAGUGUAAUGGAACAGUGUCACGUGAAGCUUGAUGUUGCUGCAUACAACGUUCUUAUAUCUGGCCUUUGUGCCAAUGGUGAUGUUCAAGCUGCUUUUAAACUUUAUGAAGAGAUGAAACUAAGAGAUCUUUGGCCUAAUACCUCUAUAUACAUAGUUCUUAUUGAUUCAUUUUGUGCCGGAAAUUAUCACGUUGAAAGCGAAGAGCUAUUGAAGGAUUUACAGACCAGGGAAUUGAUGUCAUUAGAUUUGUGUGGAGGCACUGAAAGACUGAAAGAACUAUUGAUGAUUGCAAGGAAAGAAUUAAUUCGUAUGAGGUACAAAACAAGAAGAAAAUAUGGUUAA
Messenger RNA from Vicia faba (fava bean), 3267 nucleotides. NCBI's taxonomy places the organism in Eukaryota, Viridiplantae, Streptophyta, Magnoliopsida, Fabales, Fabaceae. The record is from the annotation of a GenBank genome assembly.